GACUUUACAGUCUUUGCUGCCUGGAUGCGUGAGCUUGAGGGGAAGCUGCAAGUUCUUAACGCUAGUGUUUGUCUGCAGUUUCAGUUUAUAACACUGGUUAUCAUGAACAAUUGCGGACGAAUGUAGCUACUAAUUCACGUUUCGACAAGAAAACGAGUCUAAGGUGUAAAGUAUGUGACUUAGUGGCAACUAUUCUGUGUUGGCGUCUUAUCAAGUCAGUCAGCAGAAAAAGCUGCUUUGCAGUCAUCAGCUGGUGCACGAAAAAGUCCUUGUCUGCAAUGUCUUUAGUGGAGGAUAUCCUGGAUGUGCUGCGUAUUGUCCUGGAAUACUUUGGAGUUGCUCCAGACAUGCUGGUUCCAGUGUGGGACAGUCAGCUGUGUGGUCAGUAUCGCAGCAUUGUGCGGAUGAUUGGGACCAACCUCCCACUGGAACCUACACCGCGGGUCCACUUUCAGGUCCCUCUGCUCAACUAUAGACCCCAUGGUUAUGUCGACAUUCCCGUGGAUACUCCUGCCAUCCCCUCCUUUGCCGACGUCCUGUCGGUGUUUGAGGAUGAGGGCAACAGCUUUGCCAAGACCAGGAAUCAUUUGCCUCCAAAGAAGCAAACAUCUGUAAAUCAGGAUGUGCGGAAAUAUCCAGGACCAGCUCUAAAGCAAGUGCAGAGAGGAGGCAGAUCGGUAAGACAGACAACAGAUCCAGACGCCAUGAAGAAGAUCACAGCACUGGAGAGCGAGCUGCUCAAACUGCGAGCUCAGAUAGCUAUGAUUGUUACUGCCGCUCCAGGCUCAGGUCUGACCGAGUCCCAAAAUGCACCAGGUACGCCUUUGCUGUCUCCUCCAGCUUUUACCUCUACGCCACGCAGUGCUCCUCCUCCUCCUCCUCCUCCUCCACCACCACCUCCACCUCCUUCCUGCCCUGACUCCUCCACUAAGACUUCUUCCGUAUUAGAGCUGAUUCGCCAGCGCAGGAACACUGAGAAAGACCUCAAUAGGGGGCAACUCAAGCCCCAGGACCCAGGCUCAGAUGUUAAAGGGAUCCCAUCCAUGCUGGAUGUUCUCAAGGACCUCAAUCAAGUUAAAUUACGUUCAGUGGAGAGAUCACCAGGGGGCACACCGGUCAUAAGGAGACGCAGUAAGGGUAAAGCAUUGCUCAGCGACCCAGCCGCUCUUAUCGCUGAAGCACUAAAGAGGAAGUUCGCCCAGCAUCGCCAUAACAAUUCCUCUGACAAAGAGAAUUCACUAGAACUGUCACCAUUUGGCAGUCCAGAAACACCCAAGGUUCCUCUCCACACCAGACGCAGUCACGGGCGCCGUCACCUCUGAUCCUGUUAAAUAAUAACUUCUGACCCCAAAAUAGUCAAAAGUCGGACGUCCCUUUUACAAUCGCAAAUGCAGCUUCCACAGAUGUGCCUCACAAACGGAUUACUACUGCAGCUACUGACUUACAUUUCAUUUUUUAUCUUUGUUUGUCUGUUCUUUCGUUCUUGUAAGAGUGUUUGUCUCACAAUGAACAACGUGCUUGUUUCUGUUAAGUAUUUCUUGGUUGGGAGGCUUGAAUGUAUAUUUUUGUUACUAGUGAACAUGGUUUUGGUACAGUUGUUUUGUUUUUGUGCAGUGGUGUCUUAUGUUUCCAGUGUUAUUCAUACAAUAGGGAUAUCUUUUUAAAGGACAUAAUGUGUUUAAGCAGGUAGGCACUGUAACUUGAAGCUAACUGCAAUAAUGUUAUUGAAGUCACUUUGUGAGGCCUUAAUUCUUACCUCAGCCAGGUGAAAUGAAUAACAGUGGGUAUCCACACAGCUUUAUUCUAUGCAACUGCUGUUUCAAGUCGUUUUAUUUUAUUAAAGUGUUAAAGUGCACUGAUCCAA
This is a messenger RNA of Dicentrarchus labrax (European seabass), 1864 nucleotides long. RefSeq names its product mitochondrial fission regulator 2 (gene mtfr2). Gene Ontology annotation, biological process: aerobic respiration; mitochondrial fission. The transcript is spliced from 8 exons. Gene Ontology annotation, cellular component: mitochondrion. Lineage: Eukaryota; Metazoa; Chordata; Actinopteri; Moronidae. Bases 279 to 1322 code for a protein of 347 amino acids. The record is from RefSeq and is a predicted model, not a curated record.